This is a messenger RNA of Microcebus murinus (gray mouse lemur), 376 nucleotides long. The record is from RefSeq and is a predicted model, not a curated record. Lineage: Eukaryota; Metazoa; Chordata; Mammalia; Primates; Cheirogaleidae.
ACCAUGGCGACUCUUGCUCCCACCCUCCCCCAGGGCUGGUGACCGUCGCUAUGGUGACGUGGGACAAUGGCAGCACCGUGUCACCCCCGCCCCUGGCGCCGAACAUCACCGUGCCCCACCGCUGCCUGCUCUUGCUCUACGAGGACAUCGGGACGUCCAGGGUCCGCUACUGGGACCUCUUGCUGCUCGUCCCGAACGUGCUGUUCUUCGCCUUCCUGCUCUGGAAGCUUCCGACCGCCCGGGCCAAGAUCAGGGUCACCUCCAGCCCCAUCUUCAUCACCUUCUACCUCCUGGUGAGUCCCCGGGCGCCCCGGCGGCGGGAAAAAAAACCCGCGAGUCUACACCCGCGGUGAGCCGAGAGAGAGAGAAUUAAGUG